This is a messenger RNA of Megalopta genalis, 2629 nucleotides long. NCBI's taxonomy places the organism in Eukaryota, Metazoa, Arthropoda, Insecta, Hymenoptera, Halictidae. The record is from RefSeq and is a predicted model, not a curated record.
UUAGCUAAUAGUUUAUUACAUUUUAUGUAAGUACAUAUGUGUAUGUAUGUACACAUACAUGUUAUGUAUAGAUAUACGUAUAAAAGAUACACGGAAAAAGGGUGAUAUUCCAAUUUCCAAUUGACUAUCGCCCAUUUUCCAUUCCAAAAGACAGGAAAUGUCGUUACUACUAAUUGUGUAAAAACGUGUAUUUUUUUCACUUUGUAAUAAUGGAUUUUCUUAUGAAAAAGUACGCCUAUUUUGAAGAAAAUAUAUUGUUAAACUUGCACAGAAAUGGCAUUAGACAUCGGCCAAAUGCUAACAUUGGAUUAUGGCUUGGAAUGUUGGUAGGUUUAAGUGCAAUUUUAAAUUUACUAAAAGAGGAUACCAGUUAUUCUGAAAUUUGCCUUAUUGUGGGCCUUACGGGUGUUGGCCUUGUUAUGAGUUCAAUAUGUUUGUAUGUACGAUUGACAACAAAGAAAGUUAUAGUCAAAGAUUUCCAAGUUAUAUACUUUUUGCCAGCCAUUGUAACAUCUAUGUUGUACCUUCUUGUAGCAAAUAAAGGAUUACUAUGGAGUGUCACAUGGGGCUUAAGUGUAGGAAGUUUGGGUACUUGGAGUAUUAUUCAAUUGAUGUCUACUUUUCCUAAUUGUUUCACACUUGGAGAAGCAACAGCAGUAGUGCAUGGCUGUGUUUUAUUUAUAAUGUCUGCAGUAACAAACUUGCCAUUACGAUAUCAUUUACCACCUAUACACAAUGAUGAUAUUGCCACAGUUUUAUUACAGGUUGCAAUAAUAUAUAUAGUCUUAGUUUGCUUAUUGUGUGGAUAUUUUCCAAUAUUUCGUGAAACCAAAUACUUUUACGCAAUGUUGACUGCUCUCCUACUAUUAAUUGUUUUACCUAUAAUGCACAGCAUAUUAGACCAAAAUCCAUUAACGUGGACGUUUUCAUACAUGUUUGGUACAAAACGUAAAAUUAUUCUAUUUGGAUAUUGGGCUAUUUGUUUAUUAGUAGCCAUAAUUGCAGUUGUGUAUCAAAUAUUAUGGAAUUCUCAGGCAACAACUUCCAUUAGGAAAAUUUUUCAUAUACUAGCUGUACUUGUAUACAUACCAGGUCUGAUAUAUGAACAAACAUUAUUGUAUUUUGCUAGUGGUGUAAUAAUGGGAUUAUUUAUAUUUCUUGAGCUAACAAGAUAUUUGAGGAUAUCCCCUCUUGGAGAGAUAUUAGAACAAGGAUUUUCUGUAUAUGCUGAUGAAAAAGAUAAUUUGAUUUCUUUGACAGCAUUAUAUUUACAUUCUGGUUUAUCUUUUCCACUUUGGAUGCCGAGCAACAAUGUUCCAUUAGUGGCUUUAUUUAGUGGUAGUUUGUCAGUAGGAGUAGGUGAUACUGCUGCUAGCAUUGUGGGUAGCAAGUGGGGUUCUCAUAAAUGGCGUCGUUCAGAUAAAUCCAUUGAAGGAACACUUGCUUGUAUAUUCAGUCAAGUUAUAUUAAUAUUCAUCUUAAGGUUUAUGGGUUACCUAGAUAGUUACUGGUUACUUUUGAAAGUGCUAUCAAUAAGCAUUGCUGUGUCUUUCGUUGAAGCACGAACGAAUCAAGUUGACAAUUUAGCAUUACCUUUGUUAAUGUAUGUGUGCCUAAUAAUGAUUUAGACAACAAGAACAAAUACUGAAGCAAGCAAAAAUAAUUAUAAGAACUAUCCUGAAGACAAGUAAAACUGAAAUUUUUAGACCUUCUGUCUACGAUGCAUCAUGUCGGAGAUGUGUACAUAUAACUCAUGAAUGUACAUGCAAUGUAUACAUCUUAUUUUACUAGUCUUUAUUCAAAAGUGUACAGAAAACAAUUAUGCAUUUACGACGUUAUAUUUUAAAUAUUGAAACAACAUUUCGCAUUGACACGAUGCAUCGUGGACAGAAGGCCUUACUGUUAAACACACAGUUGGACCAACAACAUAGUAUUUAAUUACUGAGAACUAUUUUUUUUUCUACAGUUGAAAAAUUUGUAUAUUUUUUUAAGUUUCGCAUGAAACAUAUUUUCAAAUGACGAAUAGUUCUGGAGAUAAUCGCAUGUAGUGAUUAAAAUAGGACACUCUUUCUCUCUCUCUCUUUCUAUAUAUAUAUAUUAAAAUCAUUGUAUCAUACUAGCUUGUUUCAUUAUAUGCAACUUAGAAAUUACUCAAAUAUUACUAAAAAUUUUAGUUGUUAUAUCUUUAAAUUUAUUUGUUAUGUAAGUUGUACAAAAAGAAUAAUGAAUGCGAGCGCAAAUUUCAAGCGCAAAAUUAUCUGUAAACGAUUACGUAAAAAUCAUACCGUAGAAGCACUUUUGUCUAUUUUGAAAUGUUUUGCUCUACACUAUUGCCAUUUGUAGGUUUACCAUUACUGUAACAUAAAAUAUUCGAGGAACUUAUCAAAUCUUUUUUAAAUCUAUGACCAUUACAUUUUACACUCUAUACAACCUCACUUUUUUCAGUUAGAGUGAACAUAAAGAAUUUUACAUUAGAGUCUCUCUAUGUUGGGCUGUAUUACUGUUAUAGCAAUACUCUGUAUAAUUGGGUACAUAUACAAUGGGCGUACACUUUACUCAUUCCUAUCGACAAAUCUUUUGUAUUUAAAAUGUGUGUUAUUGUUAUUAAUAAAAUAUUUUUAUAAUUUGA